AUGUCAGACGAAAAAGGAAAUCACGUUUCUCUGUUGGUGUGCGUGCGCGAUUGAUCGUGGGAUGAGGCGUACGUGAGAGAGAAACAGGCGGCUCUCCCGUUUCGUUGUCGUAGGUGCAUUUUCGAAAUUCGAACAUCUCCUUCCAUCGAGCGAGCAGCAGCAGCAGCACCCGUCAUUUCAAGCUUCGUGUGAUUUGAUCAGGUUCAGUCGUUCUAGUGUUGUGAUCAAUUUUUUUCCAGUGAAAUCGUUCUAACAGCAGUUAAUUCAAUCGGAAAAGUGUUUGGAGUUGGAUAUUAAGUCGGAAAACCCACGGACGCACGAGUGGCUCCCUAUCAUUGUGGACCCUUUUUGGAAGUCUCAAGCGUGAUAAGCUCGGAAGCAAGUGGAACAAGAGUGACAUUACGUGUGCAGUUGGAAGCAGAGUGGAAGAUCUCAUUUUGACAGUUCUGGCAGUGUGUCCUUGAGUAGCAGGAACGAAAAGAAACCAGUUUCACCGCCAGGGCCAUGAUGGAUCCCGAUGAAAGUGAUCUGAUCGAUAAGUUGAUUUCCCCAACGGGGUCAUUUGGCACCGGUGCCCAGCAGAAGGUCAUCGUGCAACGGAACUCGCCGAUUCUGUUCCCUGGCGGGACACCGUUGACAAUCAACGCUACGAGUUCGCUGUUGGUACCGAAUUCGGUACCACUGACAGUGACGCCUCAACAACUGACAUUUGCCACGGCCCCGACCGGAGUCGACGCUGGGGGAACGCUCACGAUGACUUCGAGUGGAGGCGGAGGAGCCGGAGUGGAUUCCACUUCAGUAAUUGUGCUCAACAAGGACACCCCACUUCCACCGGGAGCAUUCCCCAUUAACGUCGUGGCAGCCGAUCCGCAACAACAUCAUCAUCAGGCCCAGUUUGUUCAUGGUGGCACCAUGCAGAAGGUUAUCGUCGCCGCGGCUAAUCCCGGAACGAGCGGAACCGCGUCUGGCCACGCCGGGGUGCAGAUACUGUCCACCGGGACCAUGAAGACCUUUCAGCAGAAGAUGCACACGCCGGGAUUCAAAGUCCAAAUCGGAAACACCAAUAUCAUGUCUCUGCAGCAGAAAAUAAUCACCCCACUCAAUCAUCAAGCUCCCCAGGGGCCUCCAUCCAUGACAAUGAUUCAACCCAGUCCACUGGCCAUGCCCGGAACUACAGCAGACCUUAAGCGUCUUCCAUCGUCCAUCAAAAUCCUGAAGCCCAUUGCACCGAAACCGGUCAUCGGCAACUACGGUGGCACGGUGAUCAAACCUGCGCAAGACGGCAGUAUUCAAAAUCCGUCGCAAGGUGCGUCCAGUGUUUGUCACCAUGUGCUUCCGUUCGGGACAACCAUAAAAGUCACUGCCGGAAAUGAGCAGCUCCCUCUGGCAAUUUCCAAACCACAGCAGAUUAUUCAGCCUCCUGCUUUGAUCCAGCAGCAGGCACAAUAUCAGCCACCACAACCACAGCUCCCACAAAUGCAGUCAAUCCCUCAGCCUCAAUCCCCAUCCACAUCGACCCUGCUCAAACAAAUCCGACCGGUUUCGCCGGCCACGAUGGCAACCCAGCCAACCACCGUACUAUCAUCACCUACCCAGAACAAGGUGAUCAUCAACAAAAUCAUCUACAAACCUCCGGAUAGUCACCUGGGACCAGGUCCAACCGCCGGACAACCUCGAAUCGUUGCGGCCACGCCACCCCUCUCGCCAGUCUCGAUCCCAGAGCUGAAGCGUAAAAUCAUCAUUGCCAACAACACGAACCGUGCGCGGCUACCGUCCCCGACGGCAAUUCCACAGCGUUCGACCACUAUCCAACCCGCUCAAACCCAGAUCAUUGUCCAAGCUGCCAACCCGACUCUACCACUGGCUCCGGCCCUGGCAGCAGCCAGGACUACCAUCGAUAACAUUCCACCAACGACCAUGCAGGCGGUCAUUUCCAGCUGCAGCAGUAGCAACAUAACCGUCACACCGAUGCUGGUUGAACCUCCGCCACCGGCGGUAUUCCCAUCAACACUAGUUGAUACACAACCCAAGCAACCGGAUGAUGUUCCCGAGUCUUCGGAACCAUCGUCCUUCCACAGUUCAUUCGAGGAAUUCAGUAAAAGCAUAUCACAGGGCAGUAGCUCCCAGGUGGACGCUUCGGAAACGGAAGUCUCUUCGACGACAACGGAGCAGAUGAUGGGCGGACCGGAAGAUCAAGAAACAAAGGAAGACGAUGAUGAGGCGGCCGAAGAGGAGGAAGACGAGACGGAGAUGCAAAUAGAGCCGGAAGACUUCAACUCCUCGCAAGGUUCGGAUAGAUCGAAUACAUUGAAUGAUGAUAACGAAAACGCGAACAAGGACGAAAUGGAAGAAAUGCAGGAUAAGCUGCCCGAAGGAUUGCAAACACCCACGAAGAAACAAGAUGAAGCAACUGCAGCAUCGGAGGAUGCCUUGAGUGAACAACUGAUGAGUCCUCGGCUUCAAAAACGAGCCAACUCGGACGCUCAGCAUCAUACUAGUCCGGCUCGCGCUCGUAGGCUGUCGGAACCAAGCAAACCCGAUGAUGCCCCUGAAGAGAACAAAGAUGUGCCUCCGAUGCCGAAGCCUUUGGCGGUCAUCAAAAAGACUCGUAACAGACGAUCCGUCAGCCGGCGGAGCAGAUCGUCAAAAUCGUCGUCAAUCCACUCGUUGCUUCUUUGUAAUGAAAAGCUGGAAACAGAGUCGGAUGAAAGUCGCAGCCUGAAGACUUCGGCAUCUAGUCUCCACACUAUCAGCCCCCCGAAGAAGGAGGAUACCUUGGAUUCGCCACCGGCGUACGAUCAGGAUAAACUACAAGCGGCGAUCGAAGACUACAAGAAGAAGCAAGCCAUGGUUAAGUCGCAAUCCAAGAGCCGGUCGGAGUCGAGGUCAGUGGUGGACCGUGAUGAAAAAGAGGAAAAAGAUUUCAUCGAAGGUGAUUUCGGUUCGACGCCGUCGGACCUGAUCAAAUGGAACGAUGGCAUUGGAUUCAUGCGAAGCAGCUUCCUGCACUUCCAGUUCAACCAGUUUGGAUUAGUGGAACCGAUGGAUGUCAAGGAGUACUUGAAGCACGUUAACACCAAUGUAUACGAUUCGUUCAAGGAUCCGGUUGCAAGUCGCCAAUCUAUCAAAACUGCCAAGAAGAAGCGUAAAACGCCUAAUGCAGAGGGAUCAUACCAUUGCAAAGGCUGUCGAGCCCGAGGUACUGCUGGGGACUUUGCCACUCCGGAUUACUGUUCGAUUGCGUGUAUAAGAAAGACCAAAAAUGUAUCUCUACUAGACAGUAUUGCCUACUCCAAAACUCUUCAGCGUAAAGGUAUUGGAUCGUCAGAAUCGUCAGCAUCCAACAGCACGCCAUUCCCGACGAGUGAUGACGAUUCGCUCGGAAGCUCCCUGAACUUUGCCAAUGCCUUCAAAGACAAGACCGGUGUGUCUCAUAAAGAGUCAAACUCUUCUAGGCCCAUCGUUCAUGAAGCAACUGCCACACAAGACUUUAAUCAACCCAAGUUCUCGUGGGAAUCGUAUCUGACCAAAACGCAAGGCACCCCAUCGCCGUUGAACUUAUUCACGAACCCUUACCCGACCGGUGUGAAUCGGUUCCGCGUCGGAAUGAAACUGGAAGCCAUCGAUCCGGAGAACAAUUCCCUGUUUUGUGUGUGCAGUGUCGUAGAAGUUCGCGGCUACCGACUGAAGUUGACCUUCGACGGGUAUUCGCGGGACUUUGACUUCUGGGUUAAUGCCGAUUCGUUGGAUAUUUUCCCGCCCAACUGGUGUCAGUUGACAAAACGGAUUCUGCAGCCCCCGAACGGGUACGACGUGGACUUCAGCUGGAACAAGUAUCUGAAGGAGAAGCAGGCAAUACCGGCGCCGAAGCAUUUGUUCAAGCAUCUCAAUGAAAUGUCUAAUGAGAACAAAUUUGAGAUAGGCAUGAGUCUGGAAGCAGACGAUCUCAAGAAAUCCGGUAAAGUUUGCGUAGCCUCCGUUACCGAUAAGAUUGACAACCGUAUACUGGUUCAUUUCGAUGGCUGGGACGAACGGUAUGACUACUGGGUGGACAUCCGCUCGCCCUACAUUCAUCAUAUUGACUGGCACCACGAGAAUGGCUACAACAUAACUCCCCCUCCAGACUGGAACAAGGGUGAGUUUGAGUGGGCCAAAUACAUUCGGCUUAAGUCGCGCCGGAUAGGCAAGGCUAUAAUUCCGGCCGACCAAUCACUCUUUGCCACCCGGCAACCGAUGGAUUUCAAACCAGGCAUGAAGCUGGAGGUGGUGGAUCGCAAAAAUCAAAUGCUCAUCCGACCGGCAACGGUUGUCGCCACGGAUGGGUACGAAAUCAAGGUCUGCUUCGACGGGUGGCCAAAUUUCUAUUCGUUCUGGAUCGAGGACGACAGCUCGGACAUCCAUCCGAUGAACUGGUGCAAGAGGACGUACCAUCCGAUUGAAUUUCCACCGGAUCAUCGACCAGCGUCCAUCAAGAGUACCUGCGAGGUUUCUUUCUGCCUAGGACAAGGCAACGCCAAAAUUCUUAGCAAAUCGUUCCACAAGCGAGGCGUGGAAUGUCCAUAUAAGGCCAACAACUGGUUGCUGGAAGACAGAAAAAAGCUGCGACUAACGCAUGAGCAAAUUAUCACCCAAAACAGCAGCAGAGCUCCUCAGGUACCACUUCUUCCGGAAGCUCCUCCAGCGAAGAAAAUCAAAAAGGAACCUGAAGAACCCCUCCCUACCCAGCCGGAGCUCGCCGCGUCGACGCCAACACUGAGAACCACCGUGCAGACGUCAACCCCCUCGAAUGGCAGCACCGUGGCGCUAGAUCCACUGAUAAAAACGGCCCUGCCGGUGAUAGCCGACUUUGGUCCCCGGUUGAGGCAAUCUUACAAAUUGUGGAAGUCCACCAGCCGGAUAUUGGAUCGUUGCACGGACGGCAUGUCCGACUACGACCGAAAUCCGCUCGGGUGGUCCGUAGAUGAUGUUGCCUCCUACGUGGAACGGUUUCCCGGAUGUUCCACGGUGGGCAAUCAAAUUCGGGAAGAGCAAGUCAAUGGGAUGGCAUUCCUGAGUAUGACUCAGGAAGAUCUGAUGAAAUAUUUGGACGUAAAGCUAGGCCCGGCCAUCAAGCUGUACAAUCGAAUAAUACAUCUCAGGCUGCAAGUGGAAAGGCAUUUUAUAAAGUUUUAAGCGAUGUAAUAAACGUUUAGUCAUAAAGUAAUAGUUUGUACGUUCAGCAGUUGCCACCUUUCUCCAAGUAUGGUGGACGAGCUUAUUAUAAAAUGCAAAGUAAUAUCUAAAAUUUCGAGAUGUUUCUAGCGAGCCAAACUAGAGCCGUAGCUCAAGUUGGACUUUGCGAAUUGUAAAUAGUCAGUUUAAGUGUUACCCUCCUUUUUCCUGAAUGAAAAAAAAAAAUAAAGGAUGAACAAUAUCUAUAACGAAAUCAAAUUCAUAUAAAAAUAAUUAUUAAUGCUUUUUUAAUACUACAAACUUA
Molecule: messenger RNA, 5476 nt
Organism: Aedes albopictus (Asian tiger mosquito)
Lineage: Eukaryota; Metazoa; Arthropoda; Insecta; Diptera; Culicidae
Product: lethal(3)malignant brain tumor-like protein 3
Exons: 7
Coding region: 505-5172 (1555 amino acids)
Biological process (GO): negative regulation of DNA-templated transcription
Cellular component (GO): nucleus
Molecular function (GO): histone binding; zinc ion binding; chromatin binding
Source: RefSeq, a predicted model, not a curated record